AUGUAUGUGAUCAUCGAACCGAUCCAGUCGGGAACUUUCAGCACUGUUUAUAGAGCUUGGGAUAGAAGAGGCCAGCGGUAUGUGGCUCUGAAAGUGAUACCAGCAGAGUAUUAUAGAGACGAGAUCGAGACGAUGCGGGUGUUGCGGCAUCGGAACAUCUGUCCGAUGCUGGACUUCUAUGGGGACGAGACCAAUUGCAUUCUGGUGCUGGAGUAUUGUUCGCUGGGCGACCUGUGCGACUUCAUCGAGCUAUCGAGGGGGCGGGGCUACAGCGCGAUCGAUGUGCGUCAGAUGGCGCGGCAGAUCAGAUCCGCGCUCUGUUAUGCGCACUCGCUCGGGAUCGCUCAUCGGGAUAUCAAGCCGGAGAACAUUCUGCUCACGGCGGAUGGCAAUGUUAAGCUGGCGGACUGGGGACAUGCCGUGCAAGGCCAGUGGUCUAGCGACACAGAUGUCGGCACGGACGCUUACCGGAGCCCGGAGACCUUUUUCGGGAAGAGAUACGAUAACUUUAAAGCGGAUUACUGGUCCUUUGGUUUGACACUGCUGUAUGCACUUUUCGGCAAGACACCCUUCAACUGUCCGAGAAACUGUGACGGGACAGUCGAUCCAUAUCCUAAUUGCUGCGAAAACUUUGCCAGUUUUGUCCAGGAUCCUCAUCAGUUCAUGUAUCAGUUCUAUAUCAAGCCAUUUGUGGAAUCCCCAGAUGCCUCGUUCACAGGCGGCAGCGAUACCUUGCCAAUAUCUGAAAUUAUCCAUAUAUGCAGCGCCGUGGUGGAAAACCUGGUAAACAUUGAUGCGCGGAAAAGGAACCUUGAUGAGUUCAUCCGUGUAAUGGAAAGGAGUUCUUCUCAGUCGACCGGAUGCGCUUUUCAAUCGGAGUCCUCUAUAAGACUCCCGCCUUUUCUUCGGCUGAAGAGCUGA
Torulaspora globosa is the source of this 921-nucleotide messenger RNA. RefSeq names its product protein kinase FMP48 (gene FMP48). Gene Ontology annotation, molecular function: protein serine/threonine kinase activity; ATP binding. Gene Ontology annotation, cellular component: cytoplasm. Lineage: Eukaryota; Fungi; Ascomycota; Saccharomycetes; Saccharomycetales; Saccharomycetaceae. Gene Ontology annotation, biological process: autophagy; peptidyl-serine phosphorylation. The transcript has a single exon. Bases 1 to 921 code for a protein of 306 amino acids. The record is from RefSeq and is a predicted model, not a curated record.